ACCUGGAAAAAACCCAGCCGUCUGACGGCGUGAAAUUCGCUUCCCGAAGUGUCAACUCGAGACCAAAUUCAAAUUCCGUUUAUAUAACGAGUUUUUCUGUUAACCGCCCAUCACAGUCCGCUUCUUUCUUUUUUUUUUUCUUUUUUUUUUUUUUCUUAAAAGUACGUAGGGGAUUCUAGGAUCCUUCAAAACUGCUACCUGAAAAUGGCACCACUUAUUUCAAUAACCUGCAGCUAUUAGUAGAACGUACAGCAGCACUGAAACCGAGGGACAGCUUUUGAAUUCCUUUGUCCAGUAUUUUGGUGACAGCCUUGGGAGGAAGAUUAAAAGAAUGCCUUUAAUUGAAGAAACUGUUCUGCCUGGAGACUCCCUCCUUACUCUGCCUGUAGUAAUAAUAGGAAAUGGACCUUCAGGAAUUUGUCUUUCUUACCUGCUCUCUGGAUACAGGCCAUAUUUGUCUCCUGAAGCUAUACACCCAAACCCCAUUCUACAUACGAAAUUAGAAGAAGCUCGACAUCUUUCCAUUGUUGAUCAAGACCUGGAGUACCUGUCCGAAGGCCUCGAAGGACGCUCUUCAAACCCGGUUGCAGUACUUUUUGAUACGUUGCUUCAUCCCGAUGCUGACUUUGGGUAUGACUACCCACCUGUUCUGCACUGGAAGCUGGAACAACAUAAUUACAUUCCCCAUAUAGUGCUUGGUAAAGGACCACCUGGCGGGGCUUGGCAUUCCAUGGAAGGCUCUAUGCUAACCAUCAGUUUUGGAGACUGGAUGGAAUUGCCUGGCCUCAGCUUUAAGGAGUGGGCAGCUAGCAAACGCAGAAAUAUAAAGAGUGAUCGAGUAAUGCCAGAGGAAAUAGCUUGUUAUUAUAAACACUAUGUUAAAGUCAUGGGCCUCCAAAAGAAUUUCAGAGACAAUGUUUACAUAACAUCAGUGUCCAGACUUUACCGAGGAAAGGAUGAUGAAGACAGAAGUCAGCGAAAUGAAGAUAUUUCAACACAGCAUUUGGAAAUGGAAGAUGGACAGAAAUCACUUACUAAGAGAAACUGGGAAGUCAGAGGUUAUCAGCGAGCAACAGAUGGUUCUCAUGUGCCCUUCUGCCUCUUUGCUGAGAAUGUGGCUCUUGCCACAGGAACCUUUGAUUCUCCUGGCCGAUUACAAGUUGAAGGAGAAGACUUUCCUUUUGUCCUCCAUUCCAUGUCUGACUUCGGAGCUGCAAUCAGCAAAGGAAAGUUACGUGGGAAGGCAGACCCUGUGUUAAUUGUGGGUGCUGGACUUACAGCAGCUGAUGCAGUACUCUGUGCCUGUAACAACAACAUCCCAGUAAUCCACGUGUUUCGUAGAAGAGUUACCGAUACAAGCCUAAUUUUCAAACAGUUACCUAAAAAGCUUUACCCUGAAUACCAUAAGGUGUAUCAUAUGAUGUGUACUCAGUCCCAUACUGUGGACUCUAACCAACAUUCUGCUUACACUAGUUUCCCUGAACACAACGUACUUUCCUUCAAGCCUGAAAUGAAAUGUGUUCUUCAGAGUGCCUCUGGACUGAAGAAAAUUUUAAAGUUUUCUGUAGCCUUAGUUCUGAUAGGUUCUCACCCAAAUCUUUUCUUUCUAAAGGACCAAGGACAUAGCAUAGGUCGUCACUCUAAUCAGCCCAUCACAUGCAAGGGGAAUCCUAUAGAGAUUGAUCCAUACACUUAUGAAUGCACUAAAGAAGCCAACCUCUUUGCUCUAGGUCCUCUGGUGGGAGACAACUUUGUACGGUUUUUAAAAGGAGGUGCACUGGGCAUUGCACGAUGCUUGGCAAUAAGACAAAAGAAGAAACAUGAAUUGAUUGAAAGUGGGGAUGGAGGAGGUGAUGGGGUACCAUAAAUGAGACAUUAGAAAUUUUCACAUCCAGGAUUACAGAUGUAGUCUAACAGAACAGUCACUGGCAGCGAAAGUUGAUAGCAGUCUCAUUUCUGUCAUGUGCAAGUAACCUGCGCUUGUAUUGCUUGGUAAAGGAUGCUGAUACUACAAUACUUCACCCUUUCAAAAUAGAAAAACUUGAUCUGCUAUUUCAACUUAUUUCAACUGGAAUUAUUUCCAGAUAAACAGAAAAUGAGACUAGACUAACUUAUAUUGACCUGCCUGUCAUCUGCUCAGCUACGAGAGCAGAUUUCCUUGGGAAAAGCAAUGCCUACCAGAGUGGCUUUAUAUUUUAGUGUCCAAUGUGACAAAAGCACUCUUACCAUGAAAUUAAAGUAACUUCUAAAAGCAGAAAGCUUGUUUAGUACAAGGUGAUUCUUGGUCCCAAAGCAAAUUAAGAGCCUUCUGCUCGAAACAAGGAUUCUGUUUAUUUGCUACAGUAAUACUUGGAAUGAGCACUUAGUAAAAUGGUUUCUAUUGUAAGAACGCUUUCUGUAAGCAAAUAUUCCUCUAUAGUUUUAAGUUAUCCUUAUAAUUGGAAUAAAAGAAUAAGCAUUCCCAUUUAAUCUUUAACAAUGAUUUGACACAAUUCAUUAAUGUUUUUUCACACUAUGCCUAGAGUUGGUGAAUACACAAAGACUACCAUGACAUGUUCCCCUACAGUGAUAUGAACAUUUCUGAGAAUACACAUUAACAUAAACAGUAAUAAAGUACUGAUGUAAGUGCUCUUAUUACAGUGUCAAUAUAGUGAAUAUCUAGUGUACUAUCAAAAGUUAAGUACAUGAGAAAACUAAAGAUUUUUUUGCUUCCUAGCUCAGGAAGGCUGAAGGGGAUCACUUGGCUGAUGAAGGUGGGCUGGGUGAUAGAUAUUCUCAUCUCCUGUUUGACCAAGGAUUGUUUUUUUCUCUUUCUUUUUUUAUAAAGCAGCACAUAAUUGUAAAAUAUUUUAUCCUGCAGUUUUUGAAACUUAAGAAAGGGUCAUUAUCUCACAGCCAGCGAAAAAAUAAACCAAACUCAAAACAAACGUGCCAUAGUUUCUUUAAAUCUUAGAGCUUGUCAUGAAAGAUAAAGGCAACUUGUACCUACCUCUGAAUCCAAGUUUCACCCUUCUGCUCCAUUAUGUAAGACCUAGAUUUCAUUUGCUGGGUUUUAGAGUAUUUAGUUUAUCUAAACACACUCCACCAUAGUGAGGUUAAUCAGCAGCUAGUUAGAAAAGUGAACUUCCAGAACUCUCAAUAGACAAAAGUGCUUGGGUUCAACUGAUUUAUUACUAAACGUCCAAUGUGAUGGAAUAGAUGUUUUUUUGUUUGGGACUUUUUUUGUGUUAAAGAAUGUCAUGUUAGUUCAAGGUAUUGUGUUUGCAUGAUUAAAAAUCUUCAUAUUAGAGCCUAGACAGAUUUAAGAAAGGAAAUAAGGCUUAGGCUUUGUGAAACUGCUAGUGCUUGCUGGUUUCCCAGCUAUCUUAACUUUCAUAAGUUAUAUAUACCUGUAUUCAAUUCAUGCCUGCUUUCUGUGCCUGCUGAAUUACAGGGUUCUGUGGCUACUGCAGGCCCUUACGCAUCUGAGUAAGUUACUCAGACUUUGGACAUAGAAAUUGAAGGUACAGUAUGUAAGGAUUAAACUUACUUACUUUCAGUGAAGUCCAAAGCAAUUUAUGACAUACUACUAAUAAUAAUUUUAGUUUAGAGCCACUUAAUAGCAUUAAAAUAAACACAGAGGAACAUUUCCAUCAAUUUCUGCAUUGCCCACGUGGUUGGCUUUAAUCAUACAUUGUCGAUACUAGUUAUGAAAAUUUUUUUUACUGAUAUUUGAGCUGUUUUUAAUUAUGCUAAAUUCUAGGCUUAUUCACUUAUUCAAUUCUAGGCUUAUCUCAAGUCAAUUGAGAUUCUGUAAUUUGCCUUCUUUGGCAGAAGCUGUAUAUAUAGAAACCUAUUCUAAACCUGUGAUAUCUAAUAAUUUUAACUGAGAAUUGGUUACAAGUGCAAAGUACUUGAUUAUAGAACUUAUUGGGACUACACCUGCACUGUGAUUAAAUUCCUUCAGUUUUGUGUCAAUAUAAAUAUCCAAAUACAACAUACUGUGACAUUACUGCUUUUUCAUUUGUCAUGAGACGUGUAAAAUGCCAGCAAAACAAAGGAAGAAUUUACUUAAAGAAUUAAUUUGCAAAAAAGGGAAGAAAGCUUCAAGCAGCCGGAUUUCUAGCUGCAGCUGCGAACAAGCUGUGUGUGUUGUAGUGGCAAAUUUGUAGCAGAGAUCUGUGACCUGUGACUUAUUAUUACAGAUUAUUAUCUUUCACUGCAGUCUUACGGCACCUUGAGGUUUAAUUGCCUUUUUCUUUUUAUCAAUCUUAUCAUUUUUGAGAUAAAAAGUUGCAUGUGAGACUGCUUAGGUGGGCAGAGAAAUUUUCUCAGUGUUAAUGUUUAUUAAGCCGUUAUAAAGAUACUUUUUUGAACCAAAGCUUUACCAAAAGAUCAUCCUCUUUCUUCUAGGAAUUGCUAGAUUUAAAAUUGUAGCCAGACUUUCUCACUUUUGUGUUUCUUAUUUUGAGAAAAAUUUGUGUCUCUCUCCUCUUUGGUAUUUUGAGGGACUAAGAGAUGCAAAAAUUCAAGCUUUGCCUUAAGACAGUUUUACCUAAAGCGCUGCAUUUAUUGUGAAUUAGAUGUUGGCACUGAGUUGUUGUCUUUUGGGGAAACACCUUGUUUCUCCGAUUUAAAAAAAACACCACAAACAUUUGAACUUCUGUGUUUUAAUAGUUCCCAGAAAGGAGAUUGCUUCUUUCAGCUCUUCUUUCAGUGAGAAAGAUAAGCUUUUAAAAAUCCUGGAUUUUAAAAGGAUGCUUCCUACUUAAGCUUUAUUAAUAAAAAAAGACAGGAAGAAUAUAAUUUAAUUUGAAUUUAGAGAAUUUGUGAAGCUGUCUUAACCCAUACUAUGUAUUUGCUAGUAGGUUAGUGGAAAAACAUCUCUUACAUUUGGAUUUGAUUCUUAAUGCUGUGACUGUGUUUGAGAGUUAAAUUAUUGCUAAGAUUAUUUUAAGUAGUAUCCAGCUGUUGAACUGGGACUACGAUUUGUCAUAGUAGAUUUCCUUAACAGUCUUUGUCCUUUCUGGUGCCUCUUUUGAUUGAAUUCUGCUUAAAACAUUUUCCAGAAAGGAGUAAAUCUAAGUUUAACUCGGAUGAGUAAACGCGGAAAUCCUUUUUGCAAGUAAUCCAGAGAGUGGUGACAAUAACACCAGAAUUUUUCUCUCAGGAAAAUGUAUUGCUUUGGACUAGCAGCCUGGGCUUGCCAGUGAAUGCAUGGAAUGUGUAUGGCUGUACACCGAGUAAGGGACACCAAAGUGCAUCCCACAGCUCUAGGUCCCUAGUCGGUCCCUAGUCCUCAGCACUUUUGUUGGAGGAGGUGGCUGUAACUUCUUUCUCUCGCAGCUCAAGAACUGUGAAAAGGUUAGAGCUAGAAAUGCAGAGUACUUACUCAAAACUGGAGGAUUAAGACCCAAACUUAAGAGCCAAGCCUGAGCUGCAUAUCCAGUUGAAAGAAAAGGCCAUUUUUAGGCCAACUGCUCUUGAGAAAGAAUGAAAGGGUGUAAAAUUUGCAAACUGCUAGUGAGUAUUCACUGAUGACAAGAAUGACGAGUGAGGAAUGAUGGGAGGAAAGCUGCAAAGAACCUUUGCAAUCUGAACUGCAGAUGUAGGGGUGCUGAAGUGUGUCCACACAGCUUUGACAGGCUGGUGGUGUCCCAUCCUCUUGGGUCAGGAUCUGUGUACUGUGACUGCAGAGCUCUGCACCGCAGCUGGUCAUCCUACGUGUUGCUGUAUGUGUUUAACUGAAGUGCACUGAAAUGCAACAUACAGACUACAAGCAAUUGUAUUUGCUCACUGAGCUGUAGGACUGAUCAGUAAGGUGGUGUGCCAAGAGAUAAGGCUUUGUUGCUCUGCUACCGUAUUUUCUACCCUCUAAGAAAGCAAGCAGGUAUCUUCAUGUUAUAACAGGAUCUGGGGCUGUACAGUGCUCCCAAACAUUUCUAAACAGCAAGACGUAAUACACAUAUGCCUUAAACUCGAUUUCAUUAUUGUCCAUGUAGUAAUGAUUAAUUCUAAGUAAGUUAUGGAACAAAAAAAAUGGAACAAAAAAAGGUUUAUACUGUUAUAUUUUAAUUUAGAGUAUAUUUUAGAGUCUUACAAUAACAAUGUUCUGUCAUAAUUUUCCAUUCUUAUUUUAAGGUGAGAGCAAGUUGGGAGCACUCAACUGAGAGUUUUUUGUACUUCCACCAUUUCCCCUUGCCCAACCUGAAAGAAAAGUCAUGCUUUGUUUGAAAUAACCAUAAUAGUUGAUUCUGUUUAGCAGAAACAAUGGAAAUUAAAACAUCUUUGACAGAGAAAGGAAGGCUUUGGUGGCAUUAGGGGUAAAAAUUUGAAGUAAGACUUGAAUUAUAAAGCGCUCUUUUUCUGCAAAAGAGUGUCUGUUACUCUUAGGUGUUUCACUUAAUUUCUGAAGCCUGAAUUACACAGGGAAUUGUGCAGUCAAGGAUGAAUUUGGUGUAAGGAACAAGGAUUAUGGGGGGAAAAUAAUUUAUAGUAUAAUUUAGUCACAGUGAAGCUAAGCACUGUUGUAGAGAUAGCUUUGUCUUUGUAGACACUGGAACAUUUAAUCUCAAGCAAACCUUGAACUUGAGUUCACAUUAUACCUGUCUGCCUAUUAGCUCAUUUUAUAACUAAUGAUUUUGUAUUUUCAGGGCACAUUAAGCCAACUCUUAAAACUUAGUGGUCCUCAGGAGUCAUCAAAACCAGGAAACUACUUGUUCUGGAGACUAAAUUAUUCUAAUUUGCACUUUCCCAUCUCUUUAUUCUGAGAUCACUGGCAAUGUGUAAGUACCAGCCUAUGCUGCCUGCAGUGGAUGCUUCAAUAAACUAAAAUUCAGCUUCAUGUUUCUGGACACCCUCUCUAGAUUUACAUGCCAGCAUAAAGAAAAUUAACAGCUAGGACUGGUAUAUAUUCACAGAAUAUUACAGCAUCCGGCAUUUUUAGGUUCUUUUUUAACUAGGUAUAUAAAGAAAAAAAUAGUCGUCCACAAAGACAAAGCUAGAGACAAGAUGAAAGAGGUUUGAUACAGUUCCAAGGGAUACUCUGAGGAGAGGGAAAUGGUUCAUUUUUCACCAGUCUGGAUGCUAGACCAGCUUCUAUGUGAACAUCAAGUUAUUGCUGUUCAUGAACUGAUCCUGCUACCUUACAUCUCCCUGGCACAAUUUACAAAGAUCUUGCCUGUUUCUCUCUUAGUCCUGGUAUGCUUGUUGUGGAAUUCCAGUUCUAAAUUAGAUAAAGGCUUAUAUUCAUUUACCUAUGUGCAUGUUCACACACAAUGCAUCUGAGCUUGGAAACACUAUGUAAAAGUCAUUUCUGUGUGUGUCAGUGCUUCAGUUUUCUGCUUUUGCUGGAGUAUGUUUGGGUUAUACUAUUUUUUUCUAAGAUGAGCAAUGUAAAUGUGUACAGAACUUUUGCUGUCAGCGGCAAGCAACUCAUGAGCAAAAUCUCAGCUUUGAUUAGACAACAAACAUUCCUGAGGUUUGCAUGCCAAGCUUGUUUUAUCUUCAUGUGUGAAAACUGAUGGUGGACUGAACGUGCAAAAUAUUAAAACAGUUUCACCUAGAAGUCAAUUAUUUUGGUUUUGAGAAGUGGGGAACUAGUAAGUCAAAGGAAAGAACAAACUGGGGAGGAAGAGGCAUUCAUAAAGCUGCAGUGUUCAGGAAGAGGGAGAAGGCAUUGGUUUGCAUGGACCUGCUGCUGUAGCCAAUGACAGAGAUAACAGCAGUCAAGGUUGUGGCAGAGUGGUUUGGGCAGAGAGCUAAAGGAAGUGGCAGGGAAAGUUGCUAGUUAGGGAGAUCUGAUAUUGUGUCGCAUUUUUUUUAACUAUCUCACUGGAAUGUGGUAAUGGCUGUCAAAGAUUUUAAGAGGAAGAAGAGGAAUAAUGGUAAGGAAUAUGGUUCAUGUUUUACCACACUUGGCUUGAGUUCUAAGGAGAUACCAGAACAACCAGAACACAACUGGAAUUUGUGAAUGAAACACCAGGUGUGGCCAAAUGUGACUAAGGAUCAAUACAAGAAAUGGAACAGAGCAGGUGAAGAAGG
This is a messenger RNA of Corapipo altera (White-ruffed manakin), 8022 nucleotides long. It is a transcript of the gene OSGIN2, whose product is annotated as oxidative stress induced growth inhibitor family member 2. The record is from RefSeq and is a predicted model, not a curated record. The transcript is spliced from 6 exons. NCBI's taxonomy places the organism in Eukaryota, Metazoa, Chordata, Aves, Passeriformes, Pipridae. Bases 332 to 1867 code for a protein of 511 amino acids.